CCAAAUCCUAAUCUGAUUCCCGCGGGAACAAUAACUCAAAAAAAGGAGUUUGCCCUUGUUUUACGGAGUCACUAGAUUGCAAUUUUAAAAUUUUGCAACUCCUUCCAUGACAUACUAAAACAUUUAUUUGAUUCUUCAGUUGAGUUCAGCACCAUUAAUCAUCAUCCUUACUGGGACUAUAAAUAGCCCCCCAGAUUCAUAAAGGCCCCAUAUCUGUCUUUUGAUGUUGUGGUACUUGUAUAUUGUCUUUGGGGAUACUUUCUGAAGCAUAGUUGCAUCUGGGGUCGGUGUUGCUCUGUUCUUGGAGAGGAAAGUUUGUUCUUUUGAUUGAGUUGUUCUUGUUUUUUGCUGGUUAAAAAAGGAAGAAGAAGAUGACUGUGGGGGCUGGGAUUUCUGUGAGUGAUGAUGGGAAAUUAAUGGUGUUGGGCGACUGCAUUCUGCAUGAUGUUCCUGACAACAUCGUGGUGACUCCUGCCUCUGGUGGUGCAUUGGCUAAUGGAGCUUUCAUUGGAGUUGUUUCAGAUCAGAUGGGGAGCCGCAGGGUCUUUCCCGUCGGCAAGCUUGAGGGAUUGCGUUUUAUGUGUGUUUUCCGAUUCAAAAUGUGGUGGAUGACACAGAGGAUGGGAACUUGUGGUCAAGACAUCCCCUUUGAAACCCAAUUUUUAAUCGUCGAGGCACGUGAUGGCUCUCAUUUUGACAUAGAAAAUGAAGACGAAUCUGCUGCAUAUGUCGUGUUUUUACCAAUUCUUGAAGGGGAUUUCAGGGCUGUUCUUCAAGGCAAUGAAAGAAAUGAGUUGGAGAUUUGCUUGGAAAGUGGAGAUCCUGCUGUUGAUGAGUUUGAGGGGGGUCAUUUGGUUUUUGUGGCAGCUGGAUCAGAUCCAUUUGAUGUUAUCACCAAUGCAGUGAAGUCUGUGGAAAAACAUUUACAGACCUUUUCUCAUCGUGAGAGAAAGAAGAUGCCAGACAUGUUAAAUUGGUUUGGCUGGUGUACAUGGGAUGCUUUCUACACCAAUGUCACUUCUGAGAGUUUAAAGGAAGGAUUGGAGAGCUUGGAGAAAGGUGGGAUUCCUCCAAAGUUUGUUAUUAUUGAUGAUGGGUGGCAAUCUGUUGGCAUGGAUCCAAAUGGAACUGAAUUCAGAGCUGAUAAUGCAGCCAACUUCGCGAACAGAUUGACACAUAUUAAAGAGAACCAUAAGUUUCAGAAAGAUGGCAAAGAGGGUCACAGGGUAGAGGAUCCCGCCUUGGGGCUUCGCCACAUUGUCACUGAAAUUAAAGAGAAACAUGCUUUGAAGUAUGCUUAUGUUUGGCAUGCAAUAACAGGGUACUGGGGAGGUGUUAGACCAGAUGUUACCGAAAUGGAACACUAUGAAUCCAAAUUGGCUUACCCUAUUUCAUCUCCUGGAGUUCAGGCAAAUGAGCCUGAUCAAGCUUUGGACAUGAUAAUUAAGAAUGGCCUUGGCCUUGUUAACCCUGAAAAAGUUUUUAACUUCUAUGAUGAACUUCACUCAUACCUUGCAUCAGCUGGUAUCGAUGGAGUCAAAGUUGAUGUUCAGAACAUCCUUGAAACUCUUGGGGCAGGCCAUGGUGGAAGAGUGAAACUUGCUAGAAAAUACCAUCAGGCUUUAGAGGCAUCAAUCGCUAGGAACUUCUGUAACAAUGACAUAAUCUCUUGUAUGAGUCAUAACACAGAUGGUUUGUACAGUGCAAAACGAACAGCUGUUAUUAGGGCAUCAGAUGAUUUCUGGCCAAGAGACCCGGCAUCCCACACAAUUCACAUUGCCUCAGUUGCAUACAAUACUGUUUUUCUUGGGGAAUUUAUGCAACCAGAUUGGGAUAUGUUUCAUAGCCUGCACCCAAUGGCAGAAUACCACGGAGCAGCUCGUGCUGUUGGAGGAUGUGGUAUUUAUGUCAGUGACAAACCUGGGCAACACGACUUUAAACUACUCAGGAAGCUUGUACUUCCUGAUGGUUCAAUAUUGAGAGCAAAACUUCCAGGAAGACCUACAAGGGAUUGCUUGUUCGGCGAUCCAGCCAGAGAUGGCAAAAGCCUUCUAAAGAUUUGGAAUCUGAAUGAGUUCACUGGAGUCAUUGGGAUCUUCAACUGCCAGGGAGCAGGGUGGUGUAAAGUUGGGAAGACCAAUAUUAUCCAUGACCUACAACCUGGCACGAUUACAGGAUAUAUCAGGGCCACAGAUGUUGAUUAUUUGCCUAAAGUAACUGAUGAUGGAUGGAAUGGAGAUUCUGUCAUAUAUUCCCAUCUUGGUGGAGAACUGAUCUACCUUCCAAAUAAUGCAACCAUGCCAUUAACUUUGAAGGCACGAGAAUAUGAAGUCUUCACAGUGAUACCUGUAAAGAUAUUGUCCAAUGGGUCUAAAUUUGCUCCCAUUGGUCUAAUCGAGAUGUUCAAUUCCGGAGGAGCCAUCAAGGAAUUAAGGUACCAAUCCGGGAUAAGUGUAAACAUUGAUAUGAAGGUUCGAGGGUGUGGCCUGUUUGGAGCCUAUUCAUCUACUCAACCAAAGAGAAUAACAGUUGACUCAGAAGAAGUAGGUUUUGAAUAUGAAGAUGGAUCUGGUUUAGUGACCCUGUCCUUGAGAGUUCCUGAGGAAGAGUUGUAUCUUUGGAGCAUUACCAUUGAGUUGUGAUGACCUGAUUCUUUGCUCUGCACUAGUAGGAGGUUAGAAAGUCAUUUGCACUUGGAGGGGCCCACGUCUUAGAAGGAAACAAGGCAGGUUGCCAUUGAGUUGGUCAUGGUGUAAAAGGUUCAGAUUCAUAGCAUGGAAUAAGGAGGCAAUGCAUGUAGCUAUUCUCUGCAUGUGUUCUCUUGCAUCAUGCCGGUUUCACCAAGAUAAUUUUGUACUAAUCAGAUCUAUAUGAGCUACUUCUCUCUUUGUUCAUUCAAUCACACUUGCUGAUCAACAACUGGUUCCCUGAAACAAGAGAGGAAAAGGAGUUUCUGAAUAUUACAGAAGACUCUGCAUCAGCAUUUCCUAGGAGAACGUGAGGCAAGGGGUUUGAACACUGUAGCUGCAAAAAGAGGGCCUUGGCUACUCCAGCCAGAUAUCAAUGGAUUGUAAAAUAAAAAAAUGAUAUCAAUAUGAAUUGCAAGUCCAAUAAAAGUAAGGCUGGUUGGUGCAUUCCAGCGGCA
Theobroma cacao (cacao) is the source of this 3145-nucleotide messenger RNA. RefSeq names its product putative galactinol--sucrose galactosyltransferase 1. The record is from RefSeq and is a predicted model, not a curated record. NCBI's taxonomy places the organism in Eukaryota, Viridiplantae, Streptophyta, Magnoliopsida, Malvales, Malvaceae.